Salvia splendens (bonfire salvia) is the source of this 3192-nucleotide messenger RNA. RefSeq lists its product as uncharacterized. Lineage: Eukaryota; Viridiplantae; Streptophyta; Magnoliopsida; Lamiales; Lamiaceae. The coding region runs from base 205 to 3036 and encodes 943 amino acids. The record is from RefSeq and is a predicted model, not a curated record. The transcript has 20 exons.
GCGAAAAUAGGAAGCACGUUCUCUUACAGCUGCUUUUUACUCCAAACGGCGCCGUUUCCCUUUGGCGGGUGAAAGCGUCGUGGCUGAUUUGGGGGAAUCAUGCCGAUGAAGAAGCUCUAGGUAUAGCAUACCGGAAGUUCACUGCUUGCUUUCUAAAUAUUUCGAAGAUUUCUCGGAAUUCGCGGCUAUAUUUUCCUUAAAGUGAUGGCACCCAGGACUCGGAAACCAGUAGCGAAAAGAAGAUCAAAUCAUGUAUCGCGAGAUGAGGAUGGAGUGGAGGAACAUGGGCAAGAACCAAACGAGCAAGAACUGGAAUUGGAAGUCGGUCAACAACCGAUUCAAAAGCGAGUGACGACUCGUAGUACUCGAAGUGCAACUGCCAGUCGUACUGUCCGUUCUGGGAUCCUAGACAAGCUGCAAAUGAUGGAGAAUCAGCAACAACUGCGGCCACAAGUAUUUCCACAAGCUUCUAUGGAGAAAGUGACGGGUUCUAGAACUCGGGGAGCAACUGGAAACCAAAGUGGGUAUCACAGGUUAGAAGAAUUGGAUCAAAUGGAUGGCGAUGGACAACUCCAAAAUGGAGAAGAAGAUGAGAUUCGAAAUGAAGAAGAACACCGAAACCAAGAAACGGCUCCCAGGUCCCAAAGAUCAACUGUUAGUAGAAGACUAAAUCAUGAUUAUCUGGAAGAGGAUGAAAUGGAGGAAUAUGGACAGCAAGACAACGAGCAGUAUACAAACUUGGAAGUCACUGAUGCACUUAAAAAUGUAUUACAGAUCUUGAUGGCUUCUGGUUCUCAAAGAGCGACUACCAAUCAAAACCACGGUGCUUUUCAAGAUAAUCAUCAAAGACGGGAGAACGGGAAUUGGAAAAAUAGGCGACUAGUGCGACCACCAAUCAGUGAACAAGCUUCUGUCAUGGCUCCUACAAUUAGGAAGGCAACUGGAAGCCACUUUGGGUAUCACAGAUUACAAGAUGAGAUCCAAAUGGAAGUAGAUGGACAGCACCAAUAUGAAGAACAACCAGAUUUGCAAAUGACUCGGCAAGUGAUGACUUCCAGUACACGAAGAUCAACUGGGAAAAGAAAAAUAAAUCAAAGAUUAUUAGAUAGGGAUGAAAUAGAGGAACAUGGGCAGCAAGGAAAUGAACAGCCAAACAUGGAAUACACCCAAGAAGUUGAAAGGGCAUUAAAGAUCUUGAUGGCUCCUAGUACUCGCAAAGCAAUUACAACUCUAACUUCCCGAUCUGGAUUUCGAGAAAAUAACCUAAUAAAGGAAAAUGGGCAACCAGAGAAUAGGAAACAACUACAGCCGCAAAACGGUCACCAAGCUUCGGUGAUGCCAUCUAGAACUUGGAAAGCAACUACAAACCAAAGUGGGUGUCACAGAUUACGAGACAAGGAUCAAAUCGAAAGGCAUAGAGAACACCAAAAUGAAGAACAAUCUGAGUUUUUAACGACUCAGCUGACUAAGGAUAAACGAGAGGAACAUGGGCAGCGUGAAAAUAAACAAGCAUCAGAUGUGGAAGUCACUCAAGCGAUUGAAAAUGCAUUGAAGAUCUUGAUGGAACCUAGUACUCGAAGAGCAACCACCAACGAAACUUCUCAUCAUGGAUUCCAAGAUAUCACCCAAGAAGCUUCUAUUUCUGCAGUGAUGCCUCCGAGAUCUCAGAAUGCUACUAGAAACCAAAGUGGGUUUCACAGAUUAGAAGAUGAGGACCAAAUGGAGGGAGAUGAAGAACAACAAAAUGGAGAGUCACCGGAGAUGCAAAAGGCUCAACAAGCAAAUAAUGAAAAAGGAACAGUAAAGCGGGUCCGAGGACCAACUUUAUUGCGUGAAAUUUGGGGAAGGAAUUCAGAUGAUGAGCGCAUCAAAGUUACUUUCAACAAGAGAGGUCAACCUGUUGGCCCCAAUAGAUUGAAAUUUACUGGGUUUUUAGGUACAUUAGCAAGAAAUGGUAAAUAUGCUCCACUUGACAUUGAUGACUGGCGCAAGGUGCCUAAAGAGAACAAGGAUGAGAUGAUAAAGUUUGUUAAGGAGAGGUUUGAAAUUCCCGAAGGCGCGGAACACUGGAUCUUGUUGUCCAUUGGCAGGAAGAGGAGUCAGUGGAAGUCGAGGGUUAAAAUUCAAUGUUUUGAUCCUACAUUGCCAAAAGAUAAUCAAACCCCUAAGCCACCUCCUCGUGUAAACGAAGAGCAAUUGAAGAAAUUGAUGUCAUACUGGGCCAAAGAAGAUGUAAUGGAAGAAUGUGAAAGAAACAAAAUUAGCAGCCAACGAUCGGUUUUGCAUCAAACUACUGGGAAGUUGAGCUUUGCCGAAUUGGAAGAAGAAUUGAAAGAGCGUUUGGGUCGAUCUCCAACACGUGUAGAGAUGUUUGCCGCAUGCUUUACUCAUCGUGAUGGCAAUCCCUCGACUCAUGAAGCUGGAGUUGCACUUGCUCGAAUGAGAGAGAAACAGUCAAACCUGCCUCAAGGUUCAGAAGAUCCUGUCCAGCCCAAUCACUCGUUUGCCAAAGUUAUAGGCCAUGAUCCAUUAGGUAAGCCACGGUUCGGAUUCGGUGCAAAGGGAGACACUCCAAGUCGCGGUGCAUGCUUACAAAUGAUCUCGGAAAGCCAAGCAGCAAUGAGGCGAAUGGAGGAAAGGAUGGAUCAAUUUUCAAAAAUAAUCGAAAGAUUUCAGCCGGAAAAAAUGCAGCCAGAGCAAAACCAAAAUGAUGUUCCUCCUACACGCACACCUAUAUCACCUAAUCAAUCUUCCAACUCAAAUAUCGUAGGAUACAAACUUCAGGUUGGAGAUUCUGUGUGCUUGAAGAGUUUGUUCGAUCCAAAGAAAAUUGUGGCCAAAGGCUGUCUUGAAACUGUAGAUCCGGAUGAAUACGUUGGAGGAAGACGGCUCGGAUCAAACUGGUACGGUGUUCAGAUUUCUGUUCCCAUAGAGUGGGAUGAAGAUUUGAUUAGGCCGUUUUCUAACUUCUCCACAAUCGGAGAAGCAGUAGGAAAUCGCGUCGCAUGGCCUCACCACCUGGUUACUGAUAAAUAAAGAUAUUCAACAAUAACUGACUUCUGAUCAUUUGGUGGAAGGCUAUGAAGAUGAAUCACUACAUUUUGAGGCAUUCUGAUCAUCAUUUAAAUAUUUAUGUCUGAAUUUUGUAAAAAUGGUUUGUGGGAUGUUAAAUUUGAGACCAUAUCUGUUAAA